AUGGGAAGGGGAAAGCCUGCCAAAUCUGACAAAAACUCGGCGGAGAAUCGAGCGGUCGAUGAGUCCAUCGAUCUUACGAUUGUCGUCAUCGUUGGGAUGCCCGCUGGGCUCUCUGCUGCCAUUAGGCUGAAGCAGCUCUGCAGAGAGAAGAACAGCGAUCUCUCGGUUUGCGUCGUGGAGAAGGGCGCUGAAGUUGGUGCACAUAUCAUAUCCGGCAAUGUGUUCGAGACUCGUGCACUUGAUGAACUGAUUCCACAGUGGAGAAAUGAGGGGGCCCCAAUUGAUGUACAUGUCUCCUCUGAUAAGUUUUGGCUCCUCACGAAAGAACAUGCUUUCUCACUGCCAUCUCCCUUUGAAAAUAAGGGAAAUUAUGUAAUAAGCUUGAGCCAGCUUGUCCGCUGGAUGGCAACCAAAGCUGAAGAGUUGGGUGUAGAAAUUUAUCCAGGGUUUGCCGCUAGUGAGGUCAUAUAUGACAGGAAUGAUAAAGUUUGUGGAAUCCGAACUAAUGAUAUGGGUAUUGCUAAAGAUGGUUCCAAAAGGGAAACUUUUCAACCUGGCGUAGACUUGAAAGGACGCGUAACACUUCUUGCUGAAGGAUGUAGAGGUUCAAUAUCAGAGAAACUGAUAAGGGAUCAGAAGCUUCGAGAAAAAGGACAAGGACAGCAUCAAACAUAUGCUUUAGGCAUUAAAGAGGUCUGGGAAGUUGAGGAAGGGAAGCAUAAACCUGGAGAGGUGCUACACACAAUAGGUUGGCCAUUAGACAGGAAUACAUAUGGAGGAAGCUUUUUGUACCAUAUGAAGGAUAGGCAGAUAUCAAUUGGUCUAGUUAUUGCUUUAAAUUAUCACAAUCCUUAUUUGAGCCCUUUUGAUGAAUUCCAGAAAUUCAAGCACCAUCCUGCCAUCAGAAAGCUUUUGGAAGGUGGAACCGUGCUUCAGUAUGGCGCCCGUACUUUGAAUGAAGGUGGCUUCCAGUCAAUUCCAUAUCCAGUAUUUCCUGGAGGAGCAAUUAUUGGAUGCUCUGCUGGCUUCUUAAAUGUGCCUAAAAUAAAGGGAACACACACAGCAAUGAAAUCAGGUAAAAGCUCUCUUUUUCAAGCGUAUGCAUACAUGUUAACUCUUAAUCAUAUCUGUUCUCCAAUCAGGUAAAAUAUCUUGAAUAUUAAUUUUUAUUAAGUUUUUUUUGGGAUAUUCAUCCAGUAUAGCUUGCAUUGUUUCUCUCCAAACCCACAUCCUGCUGACGUUUGCAUAUUUUACUUCAUGUCUUACAACAUGCAUCUAGUAUCGA
Asparagus officinalis (garden asparagus) is the source of this 1285-nucleotide messenger RNA. RefSeq names its product electron transfer flavoprotein-ubiquinone oxidoreductase, mitochondrial-like. Gene Ontology annotation, molecular function: electron-transferring-flavoprotein dehydrogenase activity. Gene Ontology annotation, biological process: electron transport chain. Gene Ontology annotation, cellular component: mitochondrial inner membrane. NCBI's taxonomy places the organism in Eukaryota, Viridiplantae, Streptophyta, Magnoliopsida, Asparagales, Asparagaceae. The record is from RefSeq and is a predicted model, not a curated record.